Durusdinium trenchii is the source of this 7758-nucleotide messenger RNA. The record is from the annotation of a GenBank genome assembly. Lineage: Eukaryota; Dinophyceae; Suessiales; Symbiodiniaceae.
AUGCCUGGAAAAUGGCAUGGGAGAAAGUCCCUCGAAGGUCCCACGAAGGGGACCUAUAUAGAGGGCGAGGUUUACGAUGAUGGAGGCGACCCACAAGGCACAGUGGUCUUGUGGGUGAAGCGCCUGUUCGCCCCGGGAGAGACCGGGAGGACUUUGCAUGGGGACGUGGUGACUGCUACCGAUCCAUAUUACAGAUGGUGGCUUGCGAGUCCAGACGGGGCAGUCACCACGGUGGACGGAGCAUAUCAUAUAUGCAAAGGUCCUCCCGCCGAAUGUAAGGGCGGAACAGGAGAACAUGUGGUCCACUUAGGCAAGUGGCGACAGUGGAAGGAAGAAGAGCUCGUUGACAACACCGGAGGGAUCCUAGAUGAGGAUACGCAUGGACAUGUGCAGGCAUAUUUCAAAAGAGAAAAGGCUGCAAUGAAGAGAACGACAGAGAGGAAAGGGUCGGAAGAAGAAUUGGUGAAGAAAAAGAAAAGGCUGACAGAGUUGGCCAGAGACCUCAAAGCCCUGAAGGCGGAGGUGAAGACUAGCCCGGAACCCGGUGGAUCGUCUUCGGAGCCGGAUUCCGAUGAGGGCUCAUCCUCUGACAAGAGUUCAGGGCGCAACCAAAAGCGAACUUCAAGAAGCAGGGGAAAGAAGAAGCAGAGGAGCAAAGGACGGAUGGCCGAAUCAGAUGAAGAUCCCGACAGAUCGGAAGCCGAGGAUGAUUCGGAAUCGGAUUUUCAAAAGGCCCCCGCGGGGAUGACGCUGUUUCUGAAGUUGCAGCGUUACGCUCAGCGGCACCCCGGCCGGCUCGCGGCCCGUCUCCUCCAUACCAUGGGGGUAGCGGGGCGCGUCCCCGUGGGGGCCUUGCGACAAAAGGGGAAGAGCAUUCUCAAAAACAUCGAGGCAAACGCAGUGUCCUACUACAACGUGGCCUUGGUCCCGAACCUGAAGGCGAAAUGGACUCCACGAUCCGGGAGAGAAUUGAAGUACCUCACAAUUCUCCUGGACCUACUGGUCGAGAACAAGUCAGCGCAGGCUGCCGACAUCAUUGCCCAGAGGAUCAAGGCUCUGGUGAAAAGCGUGCAAGACAACAACAGUUGGGUGAGGGCACGCUUCCUCGAGCUGGUGGAGCCAGACGACGAAGUAGAUGGUGGCGCCUUGGCAAACCGAAUCCCAGCGGAACCCAGUGAACCCCCAGACCCCAGAGGGGAGCUUCAGCGGAAGCGAAAGUCCGAAAAGGAUGUUGAGUCGCCCGAAGGUGAAGUGGCAUCUUCGGAGGAAUAUGAAAUUGAAGAGGAGGCCUUGAACAGGUUGUGGAAGAAGCAUAGACAAAAGUUUGAAAGAAAAAUGGCAGGGUUUCUUGCAGAGGAACGGGAUGCAUUGGAAGUGGCCUGGCAUGUGCUGGAAAAUGCUGGGCAUCUCAGGACAAAGUUUGGCAGGUUUCGGACGACUUUGGGUCAAAAGGCCACAGCCCAAGAUGCCCCUGAGGGCCCCGAUCUCCUGCCUAUCUCGUUAGAUGCCCUAGAGCUACGCCGGGACAUUCAGUCGGAAGUUCGGGCGUGGGUCAUAUUGAUGGCUUGGGCAUUGAACUUCUUGUACUGCACAGGCUGGGAGCAACCACGCCACAUGGAUCAUCCCGGGAAGCUGACUACGGCGCAAACCAAGAUGGUUGAUCAGCACUUGGUGCCCGCGGUGAGGCGCAUGUGCCCGAAGGGAUUGAAGAUCCCAUCUUAUCAGAAACUAAAGGAGCAGCUUCAGAAGAAAGGCUACGGUUAUGAUGGAUCUAAAUGGCCAGAGACGGUACCCCAGUCGUAUGUGCGGGCCUCGGAUGCCGAGUGGGAGAGGCUCGUGGCAGAGGGGUAUCAGCUAGGUCUUUUUCAGCCUUGCCCGGAGGAAGAGAUCUUGAGAAGCCCCUCCGGUGAAAUGAUCCUGAAUGGGGCCGGAGCAGUCCCAAAAGAGAAGAAUGGCAAGAUCUUGCAAAGAUUUAUAUCUAUUUUAUGUCCAUUGAAUGCGGUGAGCCGCAAAAUUGAAGGAGAUGAGUCGACCUUGCCCUAUGUGGGCCAGGUGGGGCUUUGUGAAUUGGAGGCCGAAGGAGCCAUAGUUAUAGACAGUGAAGAUUUGCAGUCGGCCUUCAAUUUGUUUGAGAUGCCACGGGGAUGGCGUGGCAUGUUCGUGUACCGCAAGCAGGUGAGAGGAGGAGUCCUUGGCUUGCCUCACGAUGAGAUGACAUGGGUGUCGCUGAGGACGGUGCCUAUGGGAUGGCUCUCCGCAGUGGGGAUUGUUCAACAAGCCAUCAGGACUCUCGCGUUUGAGGAAGCUGGACUCCCCAGACAGUUUGAAAUUCAAAAGAACAAGGAGCUCCCUGAGGGAGAACGCUUCUUACUUUACUUGGACUCGGUGGAUCAGUUGAGGCCGGUCAGCCAAGCAAUGAGAAAGGUAGUGGAAGGACAGGCGAGCCCUGAGCACCAGCGUUUUGAAGAGGCAUGCCGGCGGUGCGGAUUGCCUACCAAUAUGAGCAAGCGUUUGGCGGGGGCCCUAAGAGGAACCCUACAGGGGGGACUCCUUGAUGGAGAAGCAGGGGUGUUCAUGCUGCACCCGGACAAAGGGGCCUUUACAAUCGGAGCUUGCAUGUGCCUGCUGGGAUCCCGGACAUGGGAAACUAGAGUGGUGGCAGGGCUCACAGGGCGAUUGGUUUUCGCCGGUGCAUUUCGAAGGCCAGCCAUGUCACUGAUGAGCGAGGUGUUCCAUUACUUCGGCAGCAAGCCUACAUCCAAAGUGGCAAAAGAUGAUGCCUACGAUGAGGUCUUGCUGGCGAUGGCCUUGCUGCCCUUGAGUUUCACAAACCUCAAGGCCUCAAUCUGUGGAAGAAUCUAUGCCACUGACGCCAGUCCAAUGGGGGCCGGGUCGUGCGUAGCCGAGCGCUUCAAGCGCCCGUUUGGGACCACAAGCCCAAAUGACCUGGUGUGUGGGGUGUGCCGGACAGAGCUCACGGAUGAGACAGCCCGUGGAGAAGACUUGGCCUGCCCCGCGAUGUGCGGGUGCAAACUUUGCUCUUUGGAGUGCUGCUUGAGGCACGCGCCUUAUUGCCCGCAUCAAGCGGUAGGAGUUCCAUUGUUUUCGGAGAGGUACAGUGGUCCAGAGGCCAGAUUGUCGAGAACCAUGUUUAAGGCUGGAUUCAGAGUGGUUGACCCCAUAGAUUACAAGUGGGACAGCACUAUGGAUGUAUUCACGGAGAGAGGAAAAGAAUGGUGGGCCCAUGCCGAUGCAUCAGACCCAACCCUUGAGCAUCACGCUCCGGACAGCAAAACCUUUUCAAGGGCGCGGGGUAGGCCUUAUCAGUUUGCCGGAAAAUGGUAUGAGGGGCCAGUGGCACUGAGGGAUGAAAGCCACGUGAUGGGGUUCACUUACCUAGCAGCGCAUGAGGCAGCAGCGGUGAGGAAAGGAAACAAGAUGGCAAUGAGAUCCAUCGCGAGGUGCAGGACCCUCCACGAAGAAGGUCGCUUCUUCACCUUGGAUCACCCCCGGCGCUCUUGGAUGUGGUAUACCAAGCCAGCCAUAGACCUGGCAGGUCUUCCAGGAGUGAGGAUGGCGAUCUUCUCCCAUUGCUGUUAUGGGGGAAGGCGCAAAAAGUGGACGAGCUUACUGACCAACAGCGAGACCAUCUACCAAGCCCUUCACAAGCCUGUUUGCCCCCACGGAGAUGGGGAGGAUUACCCGCCGUACUGGGAUCAGCAGCUUGGCCAGGUGGUGUUCCCAAUGGAGCAAGAAGCAACAUACCCCUGGGGUUUGUGUGAGGAGUACGCCAAAGCAGCCGUCAACCUCAUGAACCUGAGUGAGCACAGGGAAAAAGCCCUUGCCGAAGUACGCAAGGUGAAGAUCAGAGAAGACCUCAUGAAAUAUGACCGGCUGCAAAGUCCGGGCUUGCAGGAAAAGGUGGUCAGUGGCAUCUUGCAUAUGGAGAGGACCAUGCAAAUUGGGUUCGAAAAAGCUCAUCUACAGCAACUUCUUCGCCUGGGUCACUAUCGUGGCACAGAUGUCAGGUUGGCCGUCGAGGAACAGGGAGGACGGCAACUGUUUCCGUACCCAGCCUAUAGAUGGCUGUGGCGUGACGUGCUGUCAUUCAGAUGGCGACAGGAAGGGCAUAUCAAUGAGUUGGAAUUUCAGGCCUUUUUGGCCCACAUUCGCCGAGUGCUGCGGGAGCCUGACAUGCGCCACAAAAGGGUGUUUGUGGUCGUGGACAGUCAGGUGAUGCCUAAGGCCCCACAGACACUUCGCUAUGCCGGGCAGGCAAUUCCCAUGCCAGCCAAUGUGGUAUUAGCCCUUGCCGGGGCAGCGCUUGAGGUGCGGGAGCAUGCGCUUGCCCUCCGUUUGCUUUUAGAUACUCUAAACCUAGCCUCGGUUGGCUUUACUGCUUACAGCAUCAGGGUGCUGACCAGUGAUGAACUGACCAUGGUCCAGGAAGCUCUGGAGGAUGACCACUUCUUCAAGUGCGACCUGGAGUUGGAGGAUGGGAAGAUCAGCGAAGGAAUGAAGGUCUUAAACCCACGAUCCGAGAUUCAAGAAGGAAAGCUGCCCUUCACCCUACGCUUCUACCAGAGCUCCAGGCCUGCUUGGAUGAAGUCCACGCACGUGUCCCACUGGCUUCGUACGAUGGACCUGAUCCGUGCCAUUAUUCUCCGAGCCCAAGGUCCGGUCCUUUUUUGGGGUUGGUCCACGCUGACGGUGUCAGCUUUGGCGAGCCUCUUCUCUCAGAUGUGGUCGCGAAAGGAGAUUGCCAUGUAUCGCACCUGUUUGGAAAGGUUUGUGGUGGUGCCCAGCUGGACGGCUCUGGCUUGGUUUCUGCACCGCCUGGUGCGAUUGUGGGGUCAGCGCGUGUCGCGCGGCCGGGCGGAGAUCAGCGACGUCAUGGGCAUGCAGUCCAGCUUGAGGGAGGCCCGAAUCAAUGCCCUGCAGACCUUGAUGAAGGCCAUUGUUUGGGCCUCCUAUCUAUUUGCAGUGUUCUGGCACGCUGGUGUGCGAAUCAGCCAGCUUCUCCUGAUCCCGGGAACAACGGCUGUGGUCAUCGGUUGGGUUGGCCGCGAAAUUGCUGCCAACAUGAUCAGUGGUGUGGUUUUGCACCUGACGCAGCCCUUUGCUCAAGGCGACUGGAUUUCGCUGAAUGGUGAAGACAUUGAUGGCUGGGUGCAGGAUGUGGGAACCUUCUACACCAAGGUGGUUCAGUGGGAUAAACGACCCAUCUAUGUGCCAAAUGCAAAGCUGAUGUCCCUGAAUGUUCAGAACAACUCACGGAUGACGCACCGGCGCAUCAAGUAUGAUUUGAGACUUAGGCUGCAGGACAUUCCAAAGAUUCCCACCAUUGUGCGAGACAUCCAGGAGAUGAUCAACGAACACGAGGACAUUGACAAUGUCCAGCACCGGCUGGUGCGCUGGCGAGCCGUGGGAGAGUUCUCAGCGGAUGUUUGGCUCUCUUGCUAUACCAAACCGAGCAUCGAGGGCAUCCGCUUGAAGUCCUACACGGCCACCCAGCAAUCAGUCCUCGAGCGCUGCUCGCAGAUCGUGUACAAGCAUGAUGCGGCCUUCGCAUCAUCCAAUGACCGUACCCAGUACCCUGCUGGGCAGAAGCCUGAGGGUAUCGGCCAGCUCUUUAAGGACACCUUCAACACGGCCCGUGAGUCACAGCUGGAAUCACGCGAAGAGGUACUCCGGCAAAGGGAAAAAGAUAUCAAGGAGGUGGAGCGAGAGUUGGAGCAGAAGGGUGAGGAGCAAGCCAAAAUCGAGAAAGACAUCGCCUCCAAGAGGGAGCUGCUGGCGAAGGAGAUGAUGGAGAUGCAAGCUAUGGAGAAGAACAAGAAAGAGGCAGAAAAGCCUCCGGCCGACGUAGCUGCGGAGGAGGACAUGGUCUCCACAAGGCCCCCGUCCAGUCCGGAGAAGCAGACCGUGGACACCGAGCAGGAAGAGGCACACAGCUUGCUGGAUGUGGAGGUCGUCGAGUCACCCCUGCACGUCUCUGGAGGCGUUCAGGAGGAGACGCCCGGUGCCGAGAAGGAAACCAAGGAAGUGAGUGGAGCAUCCCACACAGAUGAGACGUCCAAGGCCGCCAAGGGUGCCAAGAAGGACCAUGAAGCCCAACCAGGACCGCCAUCGACCAUCGACCACGAGGAGGAGUGCGGCUUCAAAGACACGAAAGGUUUGCCACGCUUCAGAUGCGAGAGUUGUGACUAUGAUUUAUGCGAGCGGUGUUACACCAGCCCUGCAGCAGUGAAGGGCUGUGAGAAAGGCCAUAAGCUAAGAGGAUUGGGUUUGACCAGGGACAACGGUUGGUGUUGCGAUGGAAACAAGCUCUUUGGUGAGUGCAAGCGUGGCAUGAAAGGCUACAAGAAAUCCAAGGGCAUCUUCCGCUUUCGUUGCGAGGUUUGUGAUUUCGAUCUCUGUGACAAGUGCCAUGAAGCCCGACCUCCAUUGGAGUCCAAGGCAAUGGAACGACGAGAGGGACCUUUGAAGGCCACCAACAUGGAAGUGCACGCUUCGUUGAUCCCUGAGUACUGGGACAAGAGCAUUUUGGAAGAUAUUGAGAUGGGAAACGGCUUAAGUCCUACAGAAGAAGGAACUCUGAACAAGUUUGCAAAGAUUCCCCUCAAUGAGAAGGAAAUCGAUGCAAUUCAGAAACUAUUUGACUCCACACACAAGAAGGUCUACACCCGUGAUCGCAAGGGUGCAAAGGUCCCCGAUGGCUUCGAAGUGGUGCGCGUGGAUCGAAUCCAGAACCUGCAAAACUGGGCAGAGUUCCGGCUGAGGCAACAAGAGAUUCUGGAAGAGAUCGAGAAACUGAAGGAGAAAGGCGAGAAAGGUGUUUGUGCAAAUGGCCACGAGUUGGAACCCCUGGGCACCUCCGAAGACAAUGGCUGGGGAUGCGAUGCUCGCAGUGAUGGCGGCUGCCUCUCAGGAAUCACGGGCUUCCAUCAAACGAAGGGCAUGAACCGCUUUCGCUGCGAUCGCUGCGACUUCGACUACUGCGAGAAGUGCUACAUCUUGCGGACUGGAGCGAAGCUUUGCCUCAAGGGCCAUCCCUUGACUCCUCUAGGCACCACGAAGGAUAAUGGCUGGUUUUGUGACAACAAGCGUACCAAGCAAGGUUGCCUUCGUGACAGCAAGACCAAGGGGGUGGACCGAUAUCGCUGUGAGCAAUGUGACUAUGACUUGUGUGACUUGUGCUAUCAAAAGCACAUCGGCCACGUCUUGAACAACUUGAAGACUGAUCAAAUGGACAUGCAUUCCCAUGAAGAUGACAAAGACAGCAACACGGUUUGGCUCUUUCAUGGCACAUCCAGUGAAGCGGCUGAGCUCAUCACGCGCGGUGACUUUUUGGUGGACAAAGCCGGUUCGAACGCUGGGACCUUAUACGGUCGAGGCAUUUAUUUGGCGGAAAGUUGCAGCAAGUCCGACGAAUACUCCCGGGAGAAUUCCGAUGGACAUCGAUGUAUCCUUCUUUGCCGGGCCGUGCUGGGAAACAUUUUGUACAACGACGAUGUAAGUCCAAACCUGGACUGCUUAUUGCGGCAGAUCCGCGACAAGCAAUACCACAGUCUUCUAGGUGACCGUGAGAAGUGCCGAAGAACAUUUCGAGAAUUUGUGGUCUAUGAUGACGACCAGGAGGAAGAGCCCACGCUGAGCCCAGAGGAGACCAGCGACACACUGGCAGCGGUGAAAACGGGCGACAAGGAAGACGAGGCCGAGCGCCGGCGGAUCCCCGUGAAGGAGAUGGGCGACUGA